This is a messenger RNA of Bradysia coprophila, 635 nucleotides long. RefSeq lists its product as uncharacterized. The record is from RefSeq and is a predicted model, not a curated record. NCBI's taxonomy places the organism in Eukaryota, Metazoa, Arthropoda, Insecta, Diptera, Sciaridae.
GCGUUUGCACAUAUUUGCAAACGAUAUAAAUAAGCCGAAAUUGUUAAUCGACAAUUAUUCUGGAACAGUAACAGUACCAGCUAAGACGUUCUUUGCUUUGUUCAGUUCAUCUGUGAAAAUUUUGAAAAUGAAAUUGCUCAUUGUUUGCCUCGCUGCUAUUGCAGUUGUUAGCGGAGAUGUAUCCCAUUUGUUCGGCGGAACAAAUGUUGAGCGCUCAUAUUUGCCACCUGCACAAGAACCAUCGAACCAAUACAUUCCACCAGCAGGACCACCUGCUCCUCCACCACCACCACCGCCACCACAAAAUUUCCAGCCAGCUCCACAGCCCCAAUAUCAGCCAGCUCCACAACCACAAUAUCAGCCAGCUCCACAGCCUCAAUAUCAGCCAGCUCCACAACCACAAUACCAACCAGCUCCUCAACCACAAUACCAGCCAGCUCCACAACAAUUCCAACCAGAGCCAGCACCAGCAGCUACUUUUGAUGAUGCCAACGGAUACGAUUACAAAGUUCCCGGAAAAUAAGAAACUAUUACAUUUCCGUCAUUUUGAUUAAAAAGUUACCAUCCAUGAUUUUCGAAAAUAGUGUGAUUGUAUCGACACGAAAUCAGUAAUAAAAUUUGCGAACUCAAUUAAU